This is a messenger RNA of Exophiala viscosa, 1214 nucleotides long. RefSeq lists its product as uncharacterized. The record is from RefSeq and is a predicted model, not a curated record. Bases 274 to 1155 code for a protein of 293 amino acids. NCBI's taxonomy places the organism in Eukaryota, Fungi, Ascomycota, Eurotiomycetes, Chaetothyriales, Herpotrichiellaceae. The transcript has a single exon.
CCGGAAUUAUGACCGCACAGGUUUCUAUCUCCGUUGUCAGCAGGUCGCGCUAGGUUCAGACAUAUCGGACGUAGUGCGCCUUAAUGCUCUCUCUGAGCAUAUCAGAGGCGAAUCAAAUGGUCCAGCGGAGCAUCAGUGCCAAUAACUCAAGGUCAAGAAGUCAAGGAGCACACAUAUAAGGCUCAUCAAUUCUCAUACUCACUUGCAACCAGUCUGGGAUCUUUCAAGUAAUCCAAGUUUGAGAGCUUGAUUGCAGGGUCUUCAUUCUUUAAGAUGUUUGGAAACUUCAAGAAGCCAGUUUGGCUCAUCACAGGAUCAAGCAGCGGAAUCGGACUUGCCCUGACACGUUACGUCCUCUCGCAGGGACAUAAAGUCAUAGCAACCUCUCGAAACCCUUCCAAGACCCCAAAUCUGGUGUCUGAGGUCGAGGAACAAGGAAGUAAAUGGCUCACCUUGGACAACACGCAGUCCAACCAGAAUAUCAAGGCAACAAUUGAACGAGCUGAAUCCUUUUUCGGCGGCAUCGACAUUCUGGUGAACAAUGCGGGUUACUGCGUACUGGGUGCUCUUGAGGAUACCCCCGACGCAGAACUCGUGACGCAGAUGGAGACGAAUUUCCUCGGACCCGUGCGAAUCAUGCAGGCAGUAAUUCCGGGCAUGAGAAGCAGACGAUCAGGAGUCAUUUUGAACGUGUCGAGCACCCAGGGAUUCUGUCCCAGCCAAGCCUGCGGUGUUUACGCUGCGAGUAAGGCUGCGCUGGAAGCUGUCUCCGAAGCUUGCAGUGUCGAAGUGUCGUCCUUUGGCAUUCGAGUGCUCAUCAUAGAACCAGGGGCUUUCCGAACGAACUUUAGCAGCGCCAAUUCUGCAAGAAUUAUCACGCCGUCAGAAGAGUAUGCAGGCCAGCAUAUCGUCGGCCAGAGAUUAGCCCAAAUCGCACGGCUGCCGGAGGUGGCUAUGGGAGAUCCAAAAAAGGCUGCGAGGGUGAUGUUUGAGGCCGCCACGGGAGAAGGGGACGCUGGUUCACUCAUCAAAAGCGAAGGGCUCCUCAGGAUCAUCAUUGGCCCAGACAGUUGGAAGAGAAUAGAUGAGAAGGUGGAUGAGUUGAGACGAGGUACAAACCUGCUCAAAGAAGUUGCUACAUCGACAAACUUUUAAAAUGAAGCUUGUUACUAUGAGCCCUGAUUUGCUUGAGGCCAUAUACAGUGAACAACAAC